Penicillium maclennaniae is the source of this 774-nucleotide messenger RNA. RefSeq lists its product as uncharacterized. The record is from RefSeq and is a predicted model, not a curated record. Bases 1 to 774 code for a protein of 257 amino acids. Lineage: Eukaryota; Fungi; Ascomycota; Eurotiomycetes; Eurotiales; Aspergillaceae. The transcript is spliced from 2 exons.
AUGGCGAUGCCUUUCGACGUGAACCUCUACCAUUCCCUGACCGCUAUAGGAAGGUUGGCACCACGUCUCAAAUGGUACUUGACAGCAGUUGUGGCGCUAGGCGCCCUGAAUUAUCCAGAAGAGAUCCCGAAGCUAUAUACGCUCCUCCUUUCAGACCAUAUUCCUAAACCGGAUCAGAAAUCGGAGACUAGCAAGAUGCGAGAAGGGUUGACGAAGGUGUGCGGGAUUCAUGGAGCUGCCAAGACAGGAAGUGCUCUUCGAGCCUUGGCAACAGCGACUCCGCCAGAACUAGCGGAUUCGACUUAUCACAGAGCUGGUGACACCCGAGAAGAGGCCAUCCGUCGUGGAGCAGAAAAUUAUUCCUCAAUCUAUGACAAUAUUCCUGGCUACGAUUCCGAUAAAACGCUAAACGCAUCCCCGGAUUAUUACCACAUUGUGAGAGGUAUGGGCUCGUCUUCUAAUUUCUGGACUAUUUUCCUCCAAUACUCAUCCAUCCCUCUCGUCACAGAACUCUUCUAUGGACACAUUUUCUCUUUCACUGGGGUCUUGGACAAUCUUGAGACUGGGCAAGUUGUCGUGGCUGCUUUACUAGGCAUUGACUGCCAUGAGCAAGCCCGGAAUCACAUGCUAGGAAUGCUGAUGCGCGGCGCGAGUCAUGAGGACUUGGUGGCUAUUAGGUCCAUUGUUGUCAGUCUGGCGGAGCAUUAUGGGGUCAAGUUCAAGCACCCAAGCAUGACUAUCCCCAUUUUGGAAACCAGCACUGUGAAUCAAUAG